CUUUAAGAUUCGUGAGGGCGGCGGACUCGUGACGACGGGGAUCUCCUCGAAUACCUACCCCCAUUCGCAUCGCCUUUCUCCUUCAAAUCCAUCCAUUCCCAAUUCAUCGCAUCCUCAUCCUCCUCCGCCGCCGCCGCCCUCGAUGUCUUCCGCCGGUGGCCAUGGAAGUGGGGCCGCCGCCUCCGAAUACCAGAACUACUUCUGCCACCGGUGCCAGCGCACUGUCUCCCUACCCGCCGCAGCCUUCGAGAUCGUCUGCCCCGUCUGCCACGAUGACUUCCUCGAAGAGGUUGAGCCCCCCAUCCCUAGUCCCAGCCCUAAUAGCUUCUCUAAUUCUACCUCUGGCAAUCCUGUUAUCGUUCAACCCUUUGCUUCCCCGUUCUUCUCCUCCUCUUCCCCCGCCCCCGCUAGCUUCGACCUCAGGCAACCCAGUGGCCUUGCCGAUCUCCUCGGCCCUGAAAUAUUCGUCUCCCGCUCUGGACCUGGUGCCCCCACUAGUGCUACUGGCGAGGUUCCCUUCAAUCCGAUGGUCUUCUUGCAGGAUUACCUCCAGCAAUUUGCGUCUGGAGGUGCCAAUAUCCAGGUCGUGAUUGGGGGCGGACCUGGCGGUGGAAUUGGGAACAUCGGUGAUUACUUUAUCGGCUCUGGCCUUGAGCAGCUUAUCCAGCACCUUACUGAGAAUGAUCCCAAUCGUUACGGAACCCCUCCUGCGGCCAAGACUGCCGUUGCAAACCUUCCGGACAUCAAAAUUAGUAGAGAGUUGCUUGCCUCUGAUGAAGCGAAGUGCUCUGUCUGCAUGGACACUUUUGAGAUGGGAAUCGAGGCCAAGAAGAUGCCUUGCAAGCAUAUCUUUCACAAAGACUGCAUCUUGCCAUGGCUCGAAUUGCACAAUUCCUGCCCAGUUUGUCGUUAUGAACUUCCGACUGAUGAUCUAGACUAUGAGCAACGUAGGGGGGCACCAGUGGUCCCUUCAGCGCAGGCAACUGCUGGAACAAGGGAUUCUGGUAGUGUUUCUGGGGCAACUGCUGGAGCUUUCAUUGAAGGAGAUUCUGCUAACCCUAGAAUGACUGAGAGAAGGUUUAGAAUUUCACUGCCGUGGCCUUUUAGAAUGUUUGAGACACAAGCAGAAGGUAGCAAUGCUGAUGGUCGAGGAAAUGAUGGGAACAAUGGCUCCAAUGCACAGUCUGGUCGGCAAGAAGAUGGACGCUAAGAAUUUCAUCAAAAGAUUUCAAUCCAGGUGGCAUGAAGAGCUUUGAAUCAUGAAGCAAUCUGUUAGCUGCACUUUAGGCCAGAUCUAUGUGCGAUGAUUCCGUCCCUUUGAUGUUGUUCUUUAUUAAUCAAGCUCCUAAGUUCCUUCAUGCUCUGGUGUUUUGGUGCUUCUUACAUUUUAAUUGGAUUAAUGCUGAUAAUAAUUUGUUUGUCGACUAUAUGGCUCUUUGUGAAACUUUGCUAUUUUGAAAUGUGGAACUGUUGGAAUCAAAUGUCUAAUUUGUUUGUUAAAAUGUUCAAGAGGGUGGGUGGAUGAGCACUUUCUUUGGUGGUGGGGGUGGAUUGUUCAUGUUAAGUACACGAACCAGAUUAGACAGUGUCAAGCACACCUUCUGAAAUGGUGUGGAAAAUAAUAACUUUUUACUCUUCUUAUAAUAUAAAUCCAUCUUGGAUUUUUUUACAUUGUCAUUUAACCCUAAAUAAUAUGUGUUCUUUUCACUACUGUUAUCAUCCUUUUUUUUUUCCAGAAGAGGAUCCUUGCCGCAAUGGUAAAAUUGUUGCUUCAUGACCAAAAGGUCAUGAGUUCAAAUCCUGGAAACAACCUUUUGCAAAAAGCAUGGUAAGACUGUGUACAAUCGAUCCUUCCCCGGGACCCCGCAUAGCGGGAGCUUCAUGCACCGGGCUGUCCCUUUUUUUUUUUAUCAUCCUUUUUUCAGUACUAUUGCCAACUUAUUUUAUAGGAACCCUUGAUAUUUUUUUGAGGGGGGAAGUGAACCUCACAUCGGCUUGGAACUAUUCAAUUUAGGCCAACAGUUGAGCACACUCCGAACGAGAGAGAAGCUUGCUCUUGAUAUUGAGGAAGAAGAGUAAAUAGGUCUUUGAUAGACAUUGGGCCUCACUUGUACAACUAGGAGGAGAAACUUCCUGCCGUAGGAGGUUGACAUUCUCCCAGCCAACAAUUGAUUGAAAUUUGUUCUCUGAUGGAGGAUCCUUUAGCAUUAUGGCAAGGAAAAGAGCAUCAACACUAAGAGAUCCAUUGGAGAAGAUGACGAUGACGGCAAAGAGGAGUGGGAGGAGGUUUAGUUGGACUGCUGGAGAUUGUUGUUUUGUGUAUGGAAUUUAUUGAGUUGGGCACGACACCAGGUGGCCUAGUGAUGCACUCAGCUUGAUUGGGUAGAGAGGGAGCAGCAACAUCGAAAGGGCUUUGAGGAGUUGUUGAAACUGUAAGGUUUUCUUGAAGGAGAAACUUCAACGAGGGAAGCAUCUCUCUUUUUUGGCGAAGGCCAUAGCAAUACCCUUGUGGAGCCAUAGUAGGGAAUGAUCUUACAAUGAAUUGCUUCUAGCUUGGAGUUGGACAGUAGUGUGGAAAAGAUUUUCUUUUUGGAAGGAAGAUGAUUUGUUGAGAAUUGAGAUGGAGGGAGAGGUGUAGAUGUGGAGGGAAAUUCACAUCAUUGCAUCAAUCUUGCAGAUGCAUCCUCCCUUUUUAAGGGAUUGAAAAGGAAGGAAAUUAAGGAAGGAAAUUGGAAAUCCAAAUUCUAGAUUUGUGUACUCUUAUACUAAGUUGAGAGAUGAAAAUAUAUUAUCUGAUUGAGGAGAUAUAAAAUAUAUCCAUAUAAUUAUAUAAUAUAAUA
Molecule: messenger RNA, 2840 nt
Organism: Zingiber officinale
Lineage: Eukaryota; Viridiplantae; Streptophyta; Magnoliopsida; Zingiberales; Zingiberaceae
Product: E3 ubiquitin-protein ligase RING1-like
Exons: 2
Coding region: 143-1210 (355 amino acids)
Biological process (GO): protein ubiquitination
Cellular component (GO): cytoplasm
Molecular function (GO): ubiquitin protein ligase activity
Source: RefSeq, a predicted model, not a curated record